CGCCACUUUCUGCCGCAAGACUGUGAGGGGGGGAGACACCUUCCUAUCAAACUCUCCGCGUCACGGUUGCUGCGCGAGGAGCAGCCCCGGUUGGGGUCGCCUGAGGGACGCGGCCGGGCAAGCGCGAAGCUGGGGCCGCCGGAGCCGAAGAGGGAACGGCGUUUGCCGGGGCCGAGGCGGAAGCCGGAUCCUUUGGCGGAUCGGACCGCGGGAACCCGGAAACGCCUGGGCCUCACCGAAGCGGUCCGGGCGACAGAGCCGGCGGGAGCCGGCGGUGCUGCGGCUCAGCGGGCGCGGCGGAGCCGGCGGGCUCGGCAGCCUGGGUCUCCCGGCGUCGCGGAGCCCGGGGCUCCAGGGCGGGCAGCUGGCCGAGCCGCACGGCGGACAAAUGAAGAGAAAACAAUGUCUGCCAACCUAAAAUAUCUUUCCUUGGGAAUUUUGGUGUUUCAGACUACCAGUCUGGUUCUAACGAUGCGGUAUUCUAGGACUUUAAAAGAGGAGGGGCCUCGUUAUCUGUCUUCUACAGCAGUGGUUGUGGCUGAAUUUUUGAAGAUAAUGGCCUGCAUCUUUUUAGUCUACAAAGACAGUAAGUGUAGUGUGAGAACACUGAAUAGAGUACUGCAUGAUGAAAUUCUUAAUAAACCCAUGGAAACCCUGAAGCUUGCUAUCCCAUCAGGAAUAUAUACUCUUCAGAACAACUUACUCUAUGUGGCACUGUCAAACCUAGAUGCAGCCACUUACCAGGUUACAUAUCAGUUGAAAAUACUUACAACAGCAUUAUUUUCUGUGUCUAUGCUUGGUAAAAAAUUAGGUGUGUACCAGUGGCUCUCCCUAGUAAUUCUGAUGGCAGGAGUUGCUUUUGUUCAGUGGCCUUCAGAUUCUCAAGAGCUGAACUCUAAGGACCUUUCGACGGGCUCACAGUUUGUAGGCCUCAUGGCAGUUCUCACAGCCUGUUUUUCAAGUGGCUUUGCUGGAGUUUAUUUUGAGAAAAUCUUAAAAGAAACAAAGCAAUCAGUAUGGAUAAGAAACAUUCAACUUGGUUUCUUUGGAAGUAUAUUUGGAUUAAUGGGUGUCUACGUUUAUGAUGGAGAAUUGGUCUCAAAGAAUGGAUUUUUUCAGGGAUAUAAUCAACUGACAUGGAUAGUUGUUGUUCUGCAGGCACUUGGAGGCCUUGUAAUAGCUGCUGUCAUCAAAUAUGCAGAUAACAUUUUAAAAGGAUUUGCGACCUCCUUAUCUAUAAUAUUGUCAACAAUAAUAUCUUAUUUUUGGUUGCAAGAUUUUGUGCCAACCAGUGUCUUUUUCCUUGGAGCCAUCCUUGUAAUAGCAGCUACUUUCUUGUACGGUUACGACCCCAAACCUGCAGGAAAUCCCACUAAAGCAUAGUCAUGCCCUAUCUUUAACUGGAUUUUCACAAUGGUGCCCUAGGAACCUCAACAUUAAUCUUGCACAGAGGACUUCUGCAGAUUCUAUGAAGAAAUCAUCAUGCUAAAUCUGAUCAUUCUGUUCAAAUGGUUUGAAAAUAUGUAGCCUUCAGGAUGAAAUGUGUACAUCAUCUGCAACCCAAGCCUGGAAGUGUGUCCAGGAAGUAGGGCUAGAGGGGAUACUGGGAGGAGGUCUGAUGUCUGAGCUCGUAAUGACUUCAGCCUUUUAGUUGCUGCAGAACUGUCCAGUGCAGCCUUUGCAAGAGCACACACAUGCAAAUAAAGACCAAGGUUUGCAAGGUAGAUCUGCCUACACUUAUCCCAUAGUCUUAACCUUACUUACUCUUUCUGUACAGAUGUAUCAGGUUACAUGAUCUAUUUAAAUGGAAAUUUAUAAUUGCCUAUCAAACUGUGAACAAACAAAUAUAAUUUAAAACCA
Molecule: messenger RNA, 1860 nt
Organism: Mus pahari (shrew mouse)
Lineage: Eukaryota; Metazoa; Chordata; Mammalia; Rodentia; Muridae
Gene: Slc35a3
Product: solute carrier family 35 member A3
Exons: 8
Coding region: 403-1383 (326 amino acids)
Biological process (GO): pyrimidine nucleotide-sugar transmembrane transport
Cellular component (GO): Golgi membrane
Molecular function (GO): UDP-galactose transmembrane transporter activity
Source: RefSeq, a predicted model, not a curated record